Molecule: messenger RNA, 1989 nt
Organism: Musa acuminata subsp. malaccensis (wild Malaysian banana)
Lineage: Eukaryota; Viridiplantae; Streptophyta; Magnoliopsida; Zingiberales; Musaceae
Source: RefSeq, a predicted model, not a curated record
CACGAUCAUUACCGUUACUUUCCCUCCCCCGUCUCCGUUUCCGAUUCCGAUUCGGUUCCCGUUUCGGAUUACGGGCCCCGAUGCCCCGCCUGCGCCUUCGCCUCGUAUAAACACGUUAUCACGUAACUCAACCGUUACGAAGUGGACGUUACUUUGUAUUUGGAGCCGAGAGCUCUCCGGGAUGGAGACGAAGAGGCGGCCGGGAAACGAUCGACCUGGGUUUAGGGUUUCGUGAUCGACUGCGUUCGUCCAUGUCUGGGUGCGAUGGCGGGUGGCGGGGAAGCGAUUGAGGCCUUCGGUUGCGGGAGAUGGGAUGCGGGAGCUCCAAGGCGGCGGAGGAGUCGAAGCCGGUCGAGCUGUGCCGGGAGCGGGUGGAGCUGAUCCGUGCGGCGAGGGACCUACGAUACGCCCUCGCGGCCGCCCACGCCGCCUACUUCCGCGCGCUCGCCGACGUUGGGGACGCGCUACACCGCUUGGUCUGGGAGGAUCUGGCGCCGGCCUCCGCGCUGCCGGCAUCACCCGUCCUCGUCCUUCCCUCCUCCGAGAGCAAGGGGAAGCCUGGUUCCGUCCGCGGAAGUGUCGUCGCUGCGGCUGCGUCGACUUCUUCUUCCGCGACUCCGCUCUCGCACUCCCUAUCGCCGGAGGGCUCUCACUUGCCGCUUUCGUCCGGGUCGGAGGAGGUGAGCCCUCGGGCCGGAAGCGGGGAAGGAAGUGAAGCUGGAAAAAAGGACGGAAGCGGCAAUGAUGGUGCUGAAGGGGGGGAGUCAUCUUCUCCGCGUCAGCGAUUUAGGCCUCGGAGCCCUGAUUCUUCUUUCAUGAGGUCAUCCACAGCGAUCCCCACUGUGGUCUACCAGGAUCCACUGACUCCACCUUGGUCGAAUUCUGCGUACGAUGGCUAUGGGUAUGAAUUUGGCUAUCCACCCUACGGUGUUCCGAUACCAUCUCUGCUGCAAGAAAGAGAGGAUAGGAUGGAUCCUUCUGUGCCGGCGGUUGCCCCUGGUACUCCCCCUCCACCGCCACCUCCGGCAACGUCUUCUUGGGACUUUUUCGAUCCGUUCAAUUUCUAUGAAGGAUUCUUUCCUGAUUACUCCGGAGGACGGUAUGGUGUGCGCUUCUCUGUGAGCAGUCCUGAUAUAAACGAGGUGCGCAAGCAGGAAGGAAUUCCCGACCUUGAAGAGGAAGCAGAGGCACAACCAACGGAGGCAAAGAAGCAGAUGAAGGUGGUUAUGGAUGAUUUAGGAAGGAAGAAUCCUGUCGUUGGAAGCUCAAACACAGUUUCCACACCAGAAAUUGGUCGAAAGGAUGACAAUGUUGGUGACAUUGAGUUGGCAGACAAAGUGAGUGUGAGCAGUUCACCAAACAGUAAAGUGAGAAGCAGUGGAGAGGAUGACAUAUCCAUCAGGAAGAAAAAAGGGGUGACAUUUGAGGAUGUAUCGUAUGAUACAGAGAAGAGUGUGCCUAGUGGUGAUAAACCCUUGUCUGCACAUAUUGAUGAACCACUGUCUUUUAAAGGUUCGAAGGAUGUGAUGGAAGUUGCUCGGGAAAUUAAGAAACAUUUUAGGUCAGCUGCUGGUUGUGGUGAAGAGGUGUCAAGGAUGCUUGAGGUGGGCAAGUUGCCAUACCAAUCAAGAAGUAAUAAAAUGUAUAGAGGUGGGUUUUUUAUUUGGUUCAGUUAUCUCUUGUUUGAUUUGCUGUCCAUGCCAUCUACAAAAAUCCUGCAAAAUGAAGCUCAGAAUGGAAGCCCUAGGAUCAAAUGGAUAGCUAUUUUAACAUUUAAGUUACCUUGACCGAGGUUGUUCACUUCAUAGUAGCAGGAGGGAUCCAUUUAAGGAAACAAUCCUUCGUUUAGGAGGCUGAAUUUGAUUUUUUGUUUAUAGCUGUUCUAAUUUCUAAUUGGUUCCUUGAUUCUGGAGAGGAAUCACUCUAGUGCCCCUUAGACUCAAAUGUAACUGUAAAGAGGCUGCAUAGCACAUUUAGCAAUUUUUCUUA